Molecule: messenger RNA, 2427 nt
Organism: Myodes glareolus (Bank vole)
Lineage: Eukaryota; Metazoa; Chordata; Mammalia; Rodentia; Cricetidae
Gene: Adcyap1
Product: adenylate cyclase activating polypeptide 1
Biological process (GO): neuron projection development; regulation of protein localization; neuropeptide signaling pathway
Cellular component (GO): perikaryon; neuron projection; extracellular region
Molecular function (GO): neuropeptide hormone activity; pituitary adenylate cyclase activating polypeptide activity; peptide hormone receptor binding
Source: RefSeq, a predicted model, not a curated record
UCUGUCAGCAUCAGCAGAAGCCCCAUCUUCAAACGCAGCCUGAGACCUCGGAACAGAGAAGGUGCCUCUGACUCUUGCAAGCUGCCGGAUCAUCUCCCACAGAGGCCGGCAGCCCGGGCUAGCCCUCUCCUUUCCCAUUCUCCCUUCUUCCUUGACUUUCACUCUUUUUCUUACCCACUAGCUUCUUUCCCCAGGCGGACUUAAGGCCACUCUCCUCCCCCUCCCUUUGGCUGCUCGCCUACUCUGUCUUCUACAUCUCUCUUCUCGCCCACUUCCUUCAGUGUCACGCUCCUUCCUAAUUCUGUGCGUCUACAAAGUUUUGAGCGGAAUUUUAGCCUCGGCAAACAAGUCCCCCCAGCUCCUCCAGCUAAUUCCUGCGGCUUCUCUCCAGACACCAGCGCCAGACAGUGAGUGAUGCCUCUUGGGUUGUGAUUCCAGCCCGGAAACUCGAAGGAGCCCUUUGCCCUCCGUCCUACUUGGCAGCCAACACUCUCAUAGCAGCGAAUGACCAUGUGUAGCGGAGUGAGGCUGGCCUUGCUGGUCUACGGGAUAAUAAUGCAGAGCAGCGUCUCCUGCUCACCUGCCGCCGCUGGACUCCGUUUUCCUGGGAUCAGACCAGAAGAUGAGGCUUACGACCAGGACGGGAACCCGCUGCAGGACUUCUACGACUGGGACCCCCCGGGCGUAGGGAGCCCCGCCUCCGCGCUGCGUGACGCCUACGCCCUCUACUAUCCAGCUGACAGGAGAGAUGUCGCCCACGAGAUCCUUAACGAAGCCUACCGCAAAGUCUUGGACCAGUUGUCCUCCAGGAAGUACCUGCAGUCGGUCGUGACCAGGGGCGUGGGCGAGAAUCCAGGCGGCGGCGUAGCCGACGACCGGGCACCCCUUACCAAGCGCCACUCGGACGGCAUCUUCACCGAUAGCUACAGCCGUUACCGAAAACAAAUGGCUGUCAAGAAAUACUUGGCGGCCGUGCUAGGGAAAAGGUAUAAACAGAGGGUUAAAAACAAAGGACGCCGAAUAGCGUACUUGUAGCGAUGAAUUGCCAGCUACGGUGUGUAUAACAUGAAAAUUCGUUUUCCAAAUUGACUGACCAGUCAUCGCUCAUGUGUUCUUUCCAAACAUGUAUUUAUGUAUGAAGUAAAGCCAUUAAAUGACUAUUUUGAUAAUAAUAUUGUUUUUUCUUUUUACGAAGCACUAGAGAAUGCACAGAUAUACUUUGUGGACCAAUUAUUGAUAUAUAUUAUAAAUAUAUAUUAAGAGUAUAUAUAUAAGUAUAAGAGAGAGCAAUUCUUAAGCGUGCACAAGGAUUGAAAAUUCGCCUGAGCUGUUUAUGUUUUUAUAUAAAAUGAAUAGAAAAAAUAGACAAUCAUUGUUUUGAAUAUUACUCCUAUUUUUGUAAACUGGAAUUAAAGGAUAGUAUUUUUAUCCACAACAGGCCUGAAGAUACCAAAAAUGGCCAUUUGCUACUGUACAAAAAACAAGGAUGCCCUGCUCCAGGGGAAUUCUGAGCUGAUGACUGGGGAAAUUGCUGAAGGGCUUCCUUUCCCUGUGAGUCUCUGGGGCAGGCUGCUUGAACCCCAGCCUAACUCACUCAAGGGGGCUUUGUCCCACUGGCUGCGGGCAAUUCCAACACUUUGGCUUUCUUUGAUUCUCCUUUUAUGUGUAUUUGUCUCUCCUCAGACUCUCAGCCCAGAAGGAAAUUCUAAUUAAACAACAGCUCGAUCCAAAUUGUGCUUCUCCCCAGAAUUUACGUCAUUCCCUGGGAGAAAAGUUGAGGAAUUGUACAGAGAUCGGCUUGGAGAGAAAGCUCUCUUUUCUGUACUUCCUGAUUCUCCAGGGAACCGACUAUCCCAAGGUUAGGGCAAUUGGAACAAAGUGAAAGAAAUAGAGGCGGAUUGGAGGAGGCAGAACGUGGGUGGCAGAGGAAGACUUUGCAGAGGGACUGGUUUGAGAACUGCCCCAGGUCUGAGAAUCUGAGGGCAAGUCCACUCCCUUUGUAGGUUCCACUGCCUGACAAAUUGGGUGCUGGAUAUUGAAAUCGAGUGCAAAGUACAAUGUGUUUUUCUCCAGUGCUGUCCGUGCUUCUCAUUUUGUGAAAUGACCAGGAUCCCCCUCUUGGAAUCCUAUUCUGUAGAAGCCACCCCUGUUCGUUGUGGUUUUUCUGGAGAACUCUCCUUUCUAUCCCUACCCUCCUGUAUUGUUUAAGAAUCAUUUGCCAUUUUCACUUCUCUUAAGUUUGUGAAUGCUACUCAUUUUUUGUUGUUUGAUGCAAGCAGUGACUGUGAAGUUUAGGAACCCCUGUGUAGCUACCAUGAAGUAAUUAUGCACUAAAUAUGAACCUUUUGUUUCUUGUUUAUUGAGUUUGUAGGUAAAAUGUAUUUUUCUACAUUAUGGCUUAUUGCUUAGUAAAAUUGUUUCAUAAAA